CACUUUGAAACUCAUAUAUCCCCUGAACGGUUUGACAGCUCGUUCACAAAUUAUCCAAAUUAACUACAAUUACACACAUGCAUGUCUCCAUCCCCUUUUGGUUCCCUCGCUGCUUACAUAUAUAGCACCAACAACACUACAUCUACAUGGACCAUACUUUGAGCUUUUUAGCGAGCAUUCCACUGACUACACUUUCACCCACCUAAGUUGCUUACCCUUACAGUUCUCAUAGCGGCAGCAGAAACAUUAGGUAUCACUGCAAGCACGCGGCACAAUUCAAUAGACAACACAUGAAUCUGAGUAACAUAAGAUAAAGAGUUUGCCAGUUUGGUGAACCAUGUUUAUCAGCAUAAACAUACAUUCAACCAUUCUAAGUAUUAUGUAUCAUCACAAACGAACAAAAAAGGCAUUGUAUUAUGUUUCAUAACAACUCAAUAGAGGAAUGUAUUUAGUCAAAAUUUCCCAUUAACAAAUGCAAACUUACAAAGAGGAACCUAGAUUAAGGAGUCUAACAGUCGAGGGAUUUCAAUUAUAAAACUAUAGGUUAGAUAGAAUCAUCAACCUCAAGGGAAAAGUCAUUGUUGUAUUAAGCCCCAAAUCUUCUGAAACAUACCAAAAUGAGAGAAACAAAUCACAAACUAUAAAGCCCUGAAAAUCUAUCUGACAUCCAAUUACUUUAUGGGGAUAAAUUUGGUUUGUUUCAUAAAUAUGUUAUAUUAUUCAUGGAAUUGAUUGAUUCCUGUUGGUUGGUGUAAUUAAGGAAACAUAAUCAUCUCACAACAACCAUCCCUUUUACUGGUUCUUCCUUCGGCUCUCCACUCUUUCACCUGUAAAGUAAAAUUAGUGUUCACCUAGAAUCAUGGAGUUUUAAUGUUUUUCAUAAACACCCCAUUUGAAUUUUUUUUGGCAUGCUGCGUUCUUGCAAAAAAAAAAACUGAAAUAGCCAUAUAAAGCUUGAAGUAGCAGCACAAAACCAAAAUGAAAAAUAUAGUGACCAAAGUGAUUAUUAACACCAAACAAAAAACGAACAAAAGCAAGACAUUACCAGAAAAUCAUUUUAAUCUAUCAUACCGCAACACCAUAGCAAACUGGCACCUAAGACAUUAGCAAAUAAAUUAUGUAAUCCACCGGAUUAGAAUGAAAACGCAAACCAUAAACCCAAACGCAAUUGAUGAGACUCAAAUUACAGCAAACAACCAAAAAGAAUGGAACAAUUGUAGCAGGAUAAAAAGGCAGAGUGGAAUGACCUCAUCGAAUAGAGGUCAAGGUCUCCGCAUCAAAUUGGUGAAGGCAGCUCUCAGCGAACAGAAGCCACCGGUAGCUGCUCUUUCACCAGUUUCAAGAGAUUGAGUGUUCAAGAAUAACGAAAAUACAUAAGCAAACUCAGUCUACUGUUUCUACUCUAUACUCAUUAUUCACACAGAGUUCGAAAACAAUAUAUAGUGGAAGAUGUACUUAUUUAGCCUAAUCUGUCUUCCAAACUGCUUUAUUGUCUUUUUUACUGCAGAAGGUUCUUCAGCGGUUCACCUGCACCAUGAAAAUGAUACGGGUGCACUUAUCGACAGCCUGCAACCCCAUAGAAAACCAGCAUUAUCCCUUGAACCUUUUGUCCUAUCGAUCCCUCUCCUUCCAACCUCCAAGGAACAACUUUGAGUCUUUGAGCUGCGUCAUGAAAAGGAUACUGUUGCUUGUACGUACGCGUUGACCUGUGAACUCACAAUGGUAAUCAUAGACCAACUAACCAAGAGAGAAGCUUAGAGAGUGAGUCCAUUAUUUGGACAAACCUCAUUUUAAAAUGUGUAUCUUUAAUCCAACAACUCUAAUCAAUUAGGUCUCUUUUCUUUACCUGUGAUUCUCGUCCAUGACCAAAGAGCUCAAAGAAGGCAGCUCAAGCCUCAAAGGAUAAAAAACUACUAAUGCUGCUCCAAAGAGAAUAAUAAAAUGUAAUGUGUGUUCAUUUCUCUUACCACUCUUUGAAGAAUAGGCUAUAAGGAUGAGCAAAAGCAGAAUAAGUAAAGGCUCUAAAAUGGGUUAUUUGUUCUCCAACUUUAAUUGUCAGACAGAACUCAAAUCUGAUAUAGAUCUUGAAAUUGUCAUUGAAAAGACAAACAAAAAGAAUCACCAUUUUCAUCAGCUAUGAUCUUCGAUUUCCUCCUUUCAUCAAGAUGCAACACAGCAAGACUCUGUUAGCAUAUUUAAAAAAAACAUGAUGAAUAAAUACGGCAUAAACGAUUUUAGUUAGGUACUCAUCUUCCCAAUGAUCAGGAAACCAUAAGCCAAAUUCCCAUCUUGAGGCUGCUUUGAAACAGUCAUAGUUUUGAGUUCUGACAGCUAUCACACCGUGGGAGGCCUCAUCUACAACAAAACUUACCAGAAAUUAGUUGCCAACAAUCACGAUAAGCCCUGCUGAUUUUCAUGGAAUCUAACACUCCUUCAUCACAACACGAAUCUCCAUUGCUGGUCCAAUGGGUUCAUCACCCACCACUACUAACAGCUUCCUAAAAAGAGGCUAAAUAAUGUCAUAUGUGGAGGAAAAUAGAGAGAACCCAAAGAAACUUAGCUAACAACAGAGUAAACUGGCAAGAAUAAAAGAAUGGAAAUCUACAAACUCAAUCACAAAAUAAUUGGAGGGACCACUGCUUAUAGGGCUUAUGGUUCCUUUUCUAUUUGUUUGAUUUGGGUUCGUCGCCUCCACCAUGAAUCUCCAACGAAAAUCUGUGUUGUUUGAACCUGAAGCACCCAUUCUCCCCCUAAAUGAUAUAUGGGACAAAGAAGAGGAAGACCGUGAGAUACUCUCUGUGAAGUAAACAAAAAAAAAAAAAUCGAGAUGACAUACUUAAGGAAUUCCUCGGGCCUAAUUCGGAUCCACAACUUCGUAUUCUCUAUUUCCUUGGAAAGAUCCAUAUUCUUCAUCCACAAUCAGCAAGCCUUACAACCACAAAGAGAGUCCUUCCCCAGGAGAAUACUUGGUAUGCAUCACCUGAUCGCUACUGUCAGAUCCCCGUGGAAUCCAAUGAAUCAGAAUGAAAACUUAAAUCAAAACCUAAGUAAACAGAGAGAUAAACACAUGUGUUUCUAACUUUCUAUAGUUCAAAACUUUUCUCACCAUCGAAGAGAAGAAUUUGACAAUCCGCCAAUCACCAUGGGACGAACACCUUUAUGGUGUCUCUUCUCUCCUCUUCUUCCUUAUUACUUCCAAUGCCACAUUGCCCACUUCUUCUUCCCCUAAACCGCAGCGCCACCAUACUCAAUCUUCCGCUUACCCCGAUUCCACCGCCGCUGGACAAAAGUAACUUCAACUCCGUCCUUGUCUCCCUCCUCGACUCCCACUACACCGAGCUCGGUGACCUUGUCGAGAAAGCACUCCCCACGCUCUAGAGUAAUCCGUCGGCAACCACACAUAACCACCCCACACAAUGGAGCCCUCGAGCGUCGCCUCGACUCCGAGUUCAAGCGCUUCCUCCUAAAGCCUCGCAACCUCCACUCCCUCCGCAGAACAACCUUCGUUGGCCGUGACGGAAGAUGAUUUCAGCCGCAAAAAAGUAGUGGGAACCGACGGUUUAUUAUCUCUCCUGUCACGCGGGGAUUUCUAAUUUAAUCCCGUGUAACCACCCUGCCACGCAAGGUUGUCAAACCGGUUUAUGCCGGUGUGCCGGUUUUGUAAGUGGAAUGGUCUGACCGUGGUACAACCAGUAUUCAUGCCGGUUGUGCCGGUUUUAAUAAAAUACAUGAGGAAAAUGGAAAUCCUCAAUUCCAAAUAAAUUAGUCAUAAAAAAGCAAUUAGAAGAAUUAUUUCACACAAAAUAAUUUAUAGCUAAGAAUUGGUAACUAAUACUAAACAAUUAGAUGCUUAAAAAUAAAAUUUUAUUCAAUAAAUUUUAUUAAUGUUU
This is a messenger RNA of Linum trigynum, 3890 nucleotides long. Lineage: Eukaryota; Viridiplantae; Streptophyta; Magnoliopsida; Malpighiales; Linaceae. The record is from the annotation of a GenBank genome assembly.